UACUGCCCCUGUAGGGGUCAGGGCUACAGCAGACCCUGAAAGCUGAGAAACACCCCACACACUCACACCAAGUGAGGAGAGGCUGCCAAGGAAAGGGAGGGACGGAACAAGGAGAGAGAAGAAAGGAGGGGCUGCCUGGCCGGGCUGCUGUCCCCCCUACAGAGCCAGCUCAGAUUCAGUUCCAGGAGCAGCUUGGCUGCGGAAGCAACAGCAGUCCCUCUCCACCAGGGAAGGGCAGCGGGCGGACCGGCACACAGACGGAGGGCCUGGGACUGGAAGUCCUCAGCCCCCAGCCUCUCGGCCAGGCCUGGCCCCAUGGCCUUCAAUGACCUCCUGCUGCAGGUGGGGGGCGCCGGCCGCUUCCAGCAGAUCCAGGUCACUCUGGUGGUCCUCCCCCUGCUCCUGAUGGCCUCCCACAACACUCUGCAGAACUUCACCGCCGCUGUCCCCACCCACCACUGCCGCCCGCCUGCCGACACCAACCUCAGCAAGGACGGGGAGCUGGACGCCUGGCUGCCCCGGGACGGGCAGGGGCGGCCCGAGUCCUGCCUCCGCUUCACCUCCCCCCAGCGGGGGCUGCCCUUUCCCAACGGCACAGAGACCAAUGGCACGGGGGCCACAGAGCCCUGCACCCACGGCUGGAUCUAUGACAAUAGCACCUUCCCUUCCACCAUCGUGAUGGAGUGGGACCUCGUGUGUUCUCGUAGGGCCUUACGCCAGCUGGCUCAGUCCUUGUACAUGGUAGGGGUGCUUCUCGGAGCCAUGAUAUUCGGGCACCUGGCAGACAGGCUGGGCCGCCGGAAGGUGCUCAUCUUGAACUACCUGCAGACGGCUGUGUCAGGAACCUGCGCCGCCUUUGCUCCCAACUUCCCCGUCUACUGCGCCUUCCGGCUCCUCUCGGGCAUGUCGCUGGCUGGCAUUUCCCUCAACUGCAUGACACUGAAUGUGGAGUGGAUGCCCAUCCACACGCGGGCCUGCGUGGGCACCCUGAUUGGCUAUGUCUACAGCCUGGGCCAGUUUCUCCUGGCUGGUGUGGCCUAUGCUGUGCCCCACUGGCGCUACCUGCAGCUGCUGGUCUCCGUGCCCUUUUUUGCCUUCUUCAUCUACUCCUGGUUCUUCAUCGAGUCGGCCCGCUGGUACUCCUCCUCUGGGAGGCUGGACCUCACCCUGAAGGCCCUGCAAAGAGUGGCCUGGAUCAAUGGGAAGCGGGAAGAGGGGGCCAAUCUAAGUAUGGAGGUGCUCCGGGCCAGUCUGCAGAAGGAGCUGACCCUGGGCAAGGGCCAGGCCUCGGCCGUGGAGCUGCUGCGCUGUCCUGCCCUUCGCCGCCUCUUCCUCUGCCUCUCCAUGCUGUGCUCUGUUCCAAUAUGGAAACACUUCAUCGGUACUGAUGGCCCGCAGAGUCAACAGAAUUACAUCACAAAGGCAGAGACAAGGAUGGCUUGCAAAACAUUGAGAGACAUCACUGGCCUUGUGGUGCCUGCCAGAAACACAGGCACAGGCAAAACUCGUCUCUGAAAGUACACUCUGGCCAGGGUUGAGACCAGCCAAAAAUCUUCCUUUCCCACUGCAACAUCACCCAUUACCCCUCUUACGUGCUACUCUCCCAACCCCAUCAUCAUAGCAAUCCCACGACAAUUAAGAGAAACAUGGUCAGAAGGAACAAUCCUGCCAAUGAAUUCUUUGCUUCCAAUUUGGGCUUUACUCCAGGUUGUGGGUUCUGUCCAACAACCUGAGCUUUAUAUUCUGGGCUCUUGACAUCUUAAGCAGCACAACCACAAUCCCAGGACCACGGACAGGUCCUGGAACACUCUGGCCUCUCCCAACACCUUGGCCCUAAACACAUGGCUUUGGAUAUCCACUUGUCCUCCCUCAGUCCAGUAUCAACAGAUAAAAUAAAGACUAAAACUGUGUAAAUCCUACAUGGCAACUAAGUGACGAUUCCCUAAUUCACUGGGGACACGAUCAGAAGACUGAGAAAUCUGGGGUACUGGAGGACUACCCCAAUACUUAAAGUGCACACUAAAUGACAGCAGAAACAUUAGGCAAGGUAGAUUCCAGCUUCUUGAACAGGGUAACCUGUG
Messenger RNA from Globicephala melas (long-finned pilot whale), 2081 nucleotides. RefSeq names its product solute carrier family 22 member 6-like. Lineage: Eukaryota; Metazoa; Chordata; Mammalia; Artiodactyla; Delphinidae. The record is from RefSeq and is a predicted model, not a curated record. Gene Ontology annotation, biological process: transmembrane transport. Gene Ontology annotation, cellular component: membrane.